AUGUCCAAUGGGACAUGCCCAAAAACAGAAAUAUAUGUAGAGAAUAGAAAAAAAGAAAGAAAAAAAAACAAUUUAUUAAAUGUAGAUUCCAAUAUGUUGCCCAGCAAAAUUUAUCACGAACAACAGGUGUCGCAGCUGUGUGCGCUGCACGCACUCAACAAUCUUUAUCAGCGCCGUAAUCUGUUUACCAAACAGAAAUUGGAUGCCUACUGUUAUGAGCUAACGCCACGCGGUUGGCUUAAUCCGCACCGUUCCUGGCUCGGCUGGGGCAAUUACGAUGUCAAUGUGAUUAUGUAUGCGGUACAGCAGCAGCAAUGUCAGGCCAUAUGGUUUGACAAGCGUCGCGAUCCCGAUUGUCUUAACUUUCCAAGAAUUUUCGGUUACAUUCUGAACAUGGCCACGCCUCCAGGUUGGCGCAAUUAUGUAACGCUGCCCAUCUGGGGCGGGCGACAUUGGUUGGCCCUACGCUGCAUUGGGGACGAUUAUUAUAAUUUGGACUCGAAGCUAUCAGCGCCGGAGUGCAUUGGCAAUGAGUCGAAUUUUGUAGAGUUCCUGCGAGCUCACUUGAGCUCUGAGAGCAGCGGAGAUCAGGAAUUGCUGAUUAUUGUACAGCAGUUUGAAGAGGAGGAGGAGCAACUGCCACAGUCUUGGCUAAAGCCAGAAUAUCGCUUGAGCACUUGAGGCAUAUAUUUUAAUUAAAUUUUAUGUAUCUAAUAAAAU
Molecule: messenger RNA, 720 nt
Organism: Drosophila busckii
Lineage: Eukaryota; Metazoa; Arthropoda; Insecta; Diptera; Drosophilidae
Gene: Josd
Product: josephin-like protein
Exons: 2
Coding region: 1-681 (226 amino acids)
Biological process (GO): protein deubiquitination
Molecular function (GO): cysteine-type deubiquitinase activity
Source: RefSeq, a predicted model, not a curated record